This is a messenger RNA of Pan troglodytes (chimpanzee), 3696 nucleotides long. It is a transcript of the gene GARNL3, whose product is annotated as GTPase activating Rap/RanGAP domain like 3. The transcript has 30 exons. Gene Ontology annotation, molecular function: GTPase activator activity. The record is from RefSeq and is a predicted model, not a curated record. NCBI's taxonomy places the organism in Eukaryota, Metazoa, Chordata, Mammalia, Primates, Hominidae. Gene Ontology annotation, biological process: regulation of small GTPase mediated signal transduction. Bases 301 to 3411 code for a protein of 1036 amino acids.
GAGUUUGGGCGGGGCCUCUUGCGGCUGGGCGGGGCUGUGGCGGGCCCUGUCAGAGCAGAACUGAGCAGGCGGUGGAGCUGGGUCUGGUCCGGGCACGGAGUGGGGGCUUCGAAGGGAAAAGGCGGGGCUCCUGGGGGCGGAGCCAUACCUGUGGGCGGGACAUGGGAAAGGAGGGCCCGAGGGGCGGAGCUACAAUAGAAAGGGCCAGGAGGUGCUGAGGCGAGGAGAGGCCGAACUCCAAGGGACGACGCUCGAGGAAGCAGAGGUUUGGGGACAGCUGCCCAGCCUCCAGGCCCACUGAUGGACCCGUUAACGAAGGUGCCUUGUGGGAGUCAGAUGGCACAAACCAUUCUAUGGAAAGCAAAGUCGUCUCUCUCCUUCGGCAUCCAGCCCCUUCAGACAUGGCCAACGAAAGACCCUGAACUAGAGUCCCAGGUCAACCUCUCUGUCUCGGAAGACCUAGGCUGUAGACGUGGGGAUUUCAGUAGGAAACAUUAUGGAUCUGUGGAGCUGCUUAUUUCCAGUGAUGCUGAUGGAGCCAUCCAAAGGGCUGGAAGAUUCAGAGUGGAAAAUGGCUCUUCAGAUGAGAAUGCAACUGCCCUGCCUGGUACUUGGCGAAGAACAGACGUGCACUUAGAGAACCCAGAAUACCACACCAGAUGGUAUUUCAAAUAUUUUUUAGGACAAGUCCAUCAGAACUACAUUGGAAACGAUGCAGAGAAGAGCCCUUUCUUCUUGUCCGUGACCCUUUCUGACCAAAACAAUCAACGUGUCCCUCAAUACCGUGCAAUUCUUUGGAGAAAAACAGGUACCCAGAAAAUAUGCCUUCCCUACAGUCCCACAAAAACUCUUUCUGUGAAGUCCAUCUUAAGUGCCAUGAAUCUGGACAAAUUUGAGAAAGGCCCCAGGGAAAUUUUUCAUCCUGAAAUACAAAAGGACUUGCUGGUUCUUGAAGAACAAGAGGGCUCUGUGAAUUUCAAGUUUGGGGUUCUUUUUGCCAAAGAUGGGCAGCUCACUGAUGAUGAGAUGUUCAGCAAUGAAAUUGGAAGCGAACCUUUUCAAAAAUUUUUAAAUCUUCUGGGUGACACAAUCACUCUAAAGGGCUGGACGGGCUACCGUGGCGGUCUGGAUACCAAAAAUGAUACCACAGGGAUACAUUCAGUUUAUACUGUGUACCAAGGGCAUGAGAUCAUGUUUCAUGUUUCCACCAUGUUGCCAUAUUCCAAAGAGAACAAGCAGCAGGUGGAAAGGAAACGCCACAUUGGAAACGAUAUCGUCACCAUUGUGUUCCAAGAAGGAGAGGAAUCUUCUCCUGCCUUUAAGCCUUCCAUGAUCCGCUCCCACUUUACACAUAUUUUUGCCUUAGUGAGAUACAAUCAACAAAAUGACAAUUACAGGCUGAAAAUAUUUUCAGAAGAGAGCGUACCACUCUUUGGCCCUCCCUUGCCAACUCCACCAGUGUUUACAGACCACCAGGAAUUCAGGGACUUUUUGCUAGUGAAAUUAAUUAAUGGUGAAAAAGCCACUUUGGAAACCCCAACAUUUGCCCAGAAACGUCGGCGUACCCUGGAUAUGUUGAUUAGAUCUUUACACCAGGAUUUGAUGCCAGAUUUGCAUAAGAACAUGCUUAAUAGACGAUCUUUUAGUGAUGUCUUACCAGAGUCACCCAAGUCAGCGCGGAAGAAAGAGGAGGCCCGCCAGGCGGAGUUUGUUAGAAUAGGGCAGGCACUAAAACUGAAAUCCAUUGUGAGAGGGGAUGCUCCAUCAAGCUUGGCAGCUUCAGGGAUCUGUAAAAAAGAGCCGUGGGAGCCCCAGUGUUUCUGCAGUAAUUUCCCUCACGAAGCCGUGUGUGCAGAUCCCUGGGGCCAGGCCUUGCUGGUUUCCACUGAUGCUGGCGUCUUGCUAGUGGAUGAUGACCUUCCAUCAGUGCCCGUGUUUGACAGAACUCUGCCAGUGAAGCAAAUGCAUGUGCUUGAGACCCUGGACCUUCUGGUUCUCAGAGCAGACAAAGGAAAAGAUGCUCGCCUCUUUGUCUUCAGGCUAAGUGCUCUGCAAAAGGGCCUUGAGGGGAAGCAGGCUGGGAAGAGCAGGUCUGAAUGCAGAGAAAACAAGUUGGAGAAAACAAAAGGCUGCCACCUGUAUGCUAUUAACACUCACCACAGCAGAGAGCUGAGGAUUGUGGUUGCAAUUCGGAAUAAACUGCUUCUGAUCACAAGAAAACACAACAAGCCAAGCGGGGUCACCAGCACCUCAUUGUUAUCUCCCCUGUCUGAGUCACCUGUUGAAGAAUUCCAGUACAUCAGGGAGAUCUGUCUGUCUGACUCUCCCAUGGUGAUGACCUUAGUGGAUGGGCCAGCUGAAGAGAGUGACAAUCUCAUCUGUGUGGCUUAUCGACACCAAUUUGAUGUGGUGAACGAGAGCACAGGAGAAGCCUUCAGGCUGCACCACGUGGAGGCCAACAGGGUUAAUUUUGUUGCAGCUAUUGAUGUGUACGAAGAUGGAGAAGCUGGUUUGCUGUUGUGUUACAACUACAGUUGCAUCUAUAAAAAGGUUUGCCCCUUUAAUGGUGGCUCUUUUUUGGUUCAACCUUCUGCGUCAGAUUUCCAGUUCUGUUGGAACCAGGCUCCCUAUGCAAUUGUCUGUGCUUUCCCAUAUCUCCUGGCCUUCACCACCGACUCCAUGGAGAUCCGCCUGGUGGUGAACGGGAACCUGGUCCACACCGCAGUCGUGCCGCAGCUGCAGCUGGUGGCCUCCAGGUCGGAUAUAUACUUCACAGCAACUGCAGCUGUGAAUGAGGUCUCAUCUGGAGGCAGCUCCAAGGGGGCCAGUGCCCGAAAUUCUCCUCAGACACCCCCGGGCCGAGAUACUCCAGUAUUUCCUUCUUCCCUGGGGGAAGGUGAAAUUCAAUCAAAAAAUCUGUACAAGAUUCCACUUAGAAACCUCGUGGGCAGAAGCAUCGAACGACCUCUGAAGUCGCCCUUAGUCUCCAAGGUCAUCACCCCACCCACUCCCAUCAGUGUGGGCCUCGCUGCCAUUCCAGUCACGCACUCCUUGUCCCUGUCUCGCAUGGAGAUCAAAGAAAUAGCAAGCAGGACCCGCAGGGAACUACUGGGCCUCUCGGAUGAAGGUGGACCCAAGUCAGAAGGAGCGCCAAAGGCCAAAUCAAAACCCCGGAAACGGUUAGAAGAAAGCCAAGGAGGCCCCAAGCCAGGGGCAGUGAGGUCAUCUAGCAGUGACAGGAUCCCAUCAGGCUCCUUGGAAAGUGCUCCUACUUCCGAAGCCAACCCUGAGGGGCACUCAGCCAGCUCUGACCAGGACCCUGUGGCAGACAGAGAGGGCAGCCCGGUCUCCGGCAGCAGCCCCUUCCAGCUCACGGCUUUCUCCGAUGAAGACAUUAUAGACUUGAAGUAACAGAGUUGACUCUCAUUUGCCAUCUUUAGUUUUCUUAUGGAGGUUUAUACUCUUUAAACAGUUCUGAUGUAAUUUCUCAACAAAAUGUGGCUUUUAGCCUGUCAGUGAUCUAUUGGACCAAACCUUCUGCACACUCGGCCAGUUCCCUCUCCAAUGUCCGGUGCCAUCUUUCCUGACCUUUGUUUCUUUCUGUUCAGGAACCAUCAGUCCCCUUGUAAUAAAGGUGGUAGAUUUCAUUGAGGUUUUAGAUUGAAACUUUGAAUAAAUCAAAAAUACUCAUUCUUA